AUUCCGUUGUUUGCAUCGUGCGUGUCUGAGAGGUUGCCCGAUCGAAUUCGUCGACGAUUCGAAAAAUGGCCAGCAACGCUCCGAAGAGAAGCAGGCAGGACAUGCCCACCGUGCGCGAUUUUAUUUCACAAACUAUCGAAAAGCUGGGACGCUCUCUGAGGAUAAUGCAGGAUUGUCUUUCGGAUGUGACCACCUUCCGGAAUCCGCAUGUGUUCGCCAGUACCUACUGUGGCGCAUGGCAUACGAUCGCGAGCAUGCAAACGUUUAAUUUCUUCCUCAGCUUCAUGAUGAUACAUCUCGACAACAAUCCCGGGUUUCUAAACGAUCGGAUCGAUCCGACGGCCGCGGAUGCACAGGACGGUACCGCCCCAGCGUUGCCGAGCUCGUUCGACACGGAAAGAAAGAGAGUCGAUGCUCUCAUGGAAACUUACGAGGAAAUGUCGCAGCUUAUGAGGAGGAUCAAUUUCGUGCUAGCCCAGGUCAAUCGUGAUCAAGCGGCAUCGAAUGUGUCCUCUACCUCAUCCUGAGGUCGCAGAUCCUAAGACAGCCGUGAUCAGUAGCUUGAGGUCCCGAUAUCGAGCAUCAUAGUUUGACUUCACUUACGACGCGACGUUCCGAAUUUGAGCUCCUAGAUAUUCUCAGAGAUGGAAGUUCUAGCCCAUAACUAGGCUGAACCGGAUAAGGAAAAAUUGACAUUGUGAUUGAUAUGCAAGAGAACGCAUAUCUGUGAAGAAAAUAUAUUGUAAUAAUAGACGAAUUUAUUGAAUG
Molecule: messenger RNA, 768 nt
Organism: Galendromus occidentalis (western predatory mite)
Lineage: Eukaryota; Metazoa; Arthropoda; Arachnida; Mesostigmata; Phytoseiidae
Exons: 2
Coding region: 66-527 (153 amino acids)
Source: RefSeq, a predicted model, not a curated record